Messenger RNA from Daphnia magna, 1679 nucleotides. RefSeq lists its product as uncharacterized. The transcript is spliced from 5 exons. Bases 385 to 1416 code for a protein of 343 amino acids. NCBI's taxonomy places the organism in Eukaryota, Metazoa, Arthropoda, Branchiopoda, Diplostraca, Daphniidae. The record is from RefSeq and is a predicted model, not a curated record.
CUUAACAACUAAAACGACUACGAAAACUCUGUGAAUAAAUUAUAUUAGUGAUAUUUUAUUUUUUCAACGUAUAUUUAACCUCAAUCUAUUGACAUGCAGGGAACCAAUGUUUUUAAUUUUAAAAGAAGUGUAAUGGAGAAAAUAGUACAACCAGGGCCGUCCUGUGAAAAUUUGGAGUGUGCUUUUCAGUUAGGGAGAUUACGCAUACAUUGGAAAGACAACUACAAUAUGGAAAUUGACAUGAUGGAUGGUGCUGACGGAGGCAUCAUGCAAGGUUCGAUGAAAUAUUUCUUGGUGAGAACUGUGUAAACCGAUGAAGAUUACAAAGAGAAUACUUUCUACACCUGUGUCCCAACCACAUGGAUAUCUAAAUGCAAGCAGUUGAUGUUGUAUCCACCAGUGGGGCUCCAUUGUGUUAGUGGCGUAAACAUUGAACUUCCAAAAUGGAGAAGCAAUGUGUUUAAAAGGUUCCGUUUCCCCACUCCCGAUUGGCUUGAAUACGAUAUUGUACACAUCCACAACCUUCACAAAACAGGAAGUCACGGCCGAGUUCAUAAAUCAGCCGCUGCUGCCAUGAAAGGCUCAAAAAAUUUUGAAGAUAUCUUGAAAUCCGACAACGACGUUUCUUUAGGAAGAGGGGCUCACCAAAAAAUUAAGAAAAAUUUCGACAUUCCAGAAGCUAAUGAUAAACCAAAAAAGAAGAAAAAGACUGAUGGAACAGAAAAUGAAACAAGUUUGUCAAUAAAUAGGACGAUGGAUCCUAUGUCGAGGAAGGUUGUUCCAGAAAAUCAGAAUGCUGAAAUUGUCUGUGCUAGUUACAAUGCCGUACAUGCCCAUGACAUUACGAUUGAUAAAGAAGCAAUGGGCAAUCACGACGCAGUUUUCCCUUUGCUAGAAGAAGACUGGAAUUUGGAAAAUAGUGAUUACCGAGGCCGCAGUGCUACUCCUGUUGACCCAACUGAUUGGGUGGGCCCGAUUAGUCCACGACAAAACGACACACUCCUGGAUAUGGAUACUCUAAAGCUAAUCGCAUCUGAUUCCGUUCAACAAGGCACCACUGAUCGUACACUUAUGCUAUGUGUGCUAGAAUGCUUACAACGGAUUGCAGGAAUGCAAAAAACAAUGGAUGGCAUAGAAACAAAGUUGUCUGAAAAGUUCCAGUCGAUUAUUGAGAAGAUGUGUGAGCUUGAGAACAAAAUUAAAGAGGGGCGAAAUUUAGACGUCUUUAAGAUGGCCAAAGAAGAUUUCAGUCACCAUAAAUGUGUAGUAGAGUCCCACUUAAAGGAGUUGCCAGUAAAGUCAUCACCUGCCAUGGAGGCUUUAAAUAUUACUUUGCGGGAUGAGAAGCUCUCCGUUAGCCUGGUAACUAGCAUACGUUACAAAAAUAUUAUACGUCAAAAUCUAACGAUCCAUUGACGAAUUUCAGGUUUUUUUAUUCAUACAAAAAUUUCAAACAGAAAAGACAGUUAACUAAUUUCUAAGGCUAAUGUUUUCCUACUUAAUUGCUGAUUCAACUAGCAAUUCAAUGCAAUGGAAAAUGUGCCCAAGGGGAAAAGACGGUCGACCUGGAUUAGCUGGAUUGUAUCACCUCCUGGCAGUUUUUUUAGGUUUUUCCGAUCUUAAAUUGUAUGCCGUGUGUUUUAAACCAAUUAUUGGUUUUGUUUAGUUUCUGUUAGCCA